AGGGAGGAAAAACUGGUCCGAUCCAACAAAUUAAAGGAAUCCAUUUUUGCUUUUUCUUUUGUUCAGUGCGACAAAAUAAUAAAACAGAGGAGAAAAAAGAAAAGGGGGAAAAAAGGAAGGAGAGAGAUAGGAUUAUGAUGAAAGGCAAAGGCAAAGCGGAGUAGAGAAGGGGAAGGAGAAGGGGGGUCGUUUUCUGGUAAAUAGUGCUCUUGGUUUGCUUUCCCUGAACACAUUCGCACAAAGACAUGUACUGAGACGAAAUUGAUAGGGGCGACUCAGCUUAUUGUAGUCCCUCAAGGGGGCAGCAAAGUUAUGGCUGUCAGAUUAGCGUGCAAUUUUUAUUGUUCAAAAGGAAAACAGUGGGGGCCUCAUGGGUCUCUUCUCUUUCUCAAACAAACUCCACACCCCUUUUUCUUUUUCAUUUUCGUUUUCAUCUCCGUUCUGGUUUGCCCAAUUCGGGGUUUUGAGUAAUUUCCCCCCUCCAAAGAUUUCUCGGUGGUGGGGGCGGUGGUGCUGAUUCAGAGGGAGAGGGAACAUUCUGGGGUUGGCCUUUUGUGUUUGUGUAGCUGUGGUGGCUGUCAAACAUGAGGCACAGCUCAUAUUUCUGAUGGGUGGCCUUUACUUUUCUUUCUCUCUACUUUGUGGGGUUCUCUGCGGAUACGAGUGCUCGCCUCUGUGAAUGUGAACAUUGUUUCUGAUUGUUGUGCCCAUCGAUAUUUGAUUCUUCGUGCUUGCCAAAGUGAAUAAAGCAAUACCCAAACCCAACCUCUGAUCUCUCGUCCUUUUUAGUUGCAGGUGUUGAUGAGCUUUCAAAUCAAGUUGAGAAGAUCAGAAAAGACUUAAGAAAGACGUUGGAACAGGGGAUUUUGAGUUGUGAAACUCUGUGGACUGGGAAGGAUCUUUUGGUUUUUGACCCAUUGGAAAGGAAAGGAAAGGGAAGGAAGGGGAAAAAGUAAAAUAAAAAACCAACAAGGAAGACAAAAUCUAGAGGGGAAGGAUAAAGAAAUAAGGGAAAGGACGGUGGUGUCAGGUAUUAGGCAAGUGGGGGUGUCUCCAGCUUUGCGAAUUAUAUACGUUUUUAGAGUGUUUUCUUAGUAAUGUCACACCCAUUCGACCCUCUAUCCCCGGGGUCCUUGGGAAGUGUUACUCAUUGAGGAAGCAAUCUCUUAAUUUACAACUUUUUUCAGUUUCAGUGUGUGUGAUUCUUUAAUUACAAAACCCCACUCUCUCCCUCUCAUCACUUUGAAGAAAAUAUUCGGUCACACUAGGGAAAACCCCCAAGAUUUCCUUGUUCAUUUGAUAUCUUCAACAUAAGAGAUCGGGUUGAGCUCCGGUGUUUCGUCCCACUUCUUUGGUUUGUCUUCUAUUUACGGGUUUGCUGUGGAUUGACAUCAAGAAUAUUGAAGCAGAGAAAGAAAACAGAAACUCAGAUCCAUUUUCUUGAUCAAGAACAUGAAGUUUAUGAAACUUGGAUCCAAGUCUGAUGCAUUUCAGACUGAUGGGGAUAAAAUUAGGUAUGUGGCGAACGAGCUAGCAACUGACAUCGUUGUCAACGUUGGAGAUGUGAAGUUUUAUCUGCAUAAGUUUCCGCUUCUGUCGAAAAGUGCGCGGUUGCAGAAAUUAGUCACUCAGUCAAAUGAAGAGAAUAGUGACGAAAUCCAUAUCCUGGAUAUACCAGGUGGACCGGCCGGUUUCGAAAUCUGUGCUAAGUUCUGUUAUGGCAUGGUUGUCACUCUCAAUGCCUACAAUGUCGUUGCUGCUAGAUGUGCGGCCGAGUAUCUAGAGAUGUAUGAAACUGUUGAGAAAGGAAAUCUCAUCUACAAGAUCGAAGUCUUUCUCAACUCAAGCAUCUUCAGAAGCUGGAAGGACUCGAUAAUUGUUCUUCAGACAACAAAGUCUCUUCUUCCAUGGUCUGAGGAGCUUAAGGUGGUGAGUCACUGCCUUGAUUCCAUAGCUUCCAAGUCUUGCAUUGAGACUUCGAAGGUCGAAUGGUCAUACACCUACAACCGAAAGAAGCUGCCAUCUGAAAAUGGGGAUGAUUCUCAUUGGAAUGGUGUGAGAACGCAAAAGCUUGUUCCUAAAGACUGGUGGGUUGAAGACCUCUGCGAGCUUCAAGUAGAUUUAUACAAGCGAGUAAUAACCACAAUUAMAUCGAGGGGUAAAAUCAGUGGCGACGUAAUUGGGGAAGCUUUAAAAGCAUAUGCCUCGCGGAGGUUACCUGGGUUUUCUAAAGGUAYGGUUCAGGGGGGUGAUAUUGCAAAAAAUAGACUACUGGUGGGCACAAUAGUACAGCUACUUCCCACAGGGAAGGGGGAAGUCUCCUGUAACUUCUUGCUUAAGUUGUUAAGGGCAGUGAUUCUGCUGGAUUGUGGAGAGAUGGGAAAACUUGAACUGAUGAAAAGAAUUGGUCAGCAGCUAGAUGAGGCCACAGUGGCUGAUCUUUUGGUUCGAGCUCCUGCCGGUGAAACAAUGAUAUACGAUGUUGACAUGGUCCAAAACCUUGUCGAGGAAUUUGUGGCACAGGUGCAGAAUGUCCACACUGAUCUCCACAUGGAAAAUGAAUACCAUGARAUUAGAAGUCCAAAGUUUAUUUCUGAUGCUUCCAAGUUGAUGGUUGCAAAGCUGGUUGAUGGCUAUCUUGCAGAAGUUGCUCGCGAUCCUAACUUACAACUAUCAAGAUUUAUCUGUCUUGCUGAAUCAGUAUCAAGCUUCUCCAGACCAUCUCAUGAUGGACUGUACCGGGCCAUCGAUAUGUAUCUGAAGGAACACCCUGGAAUCAGCAAGAGCGAGCGGAAGAAAAUAUGUCGAUUGAUGGACUGCAGAAAAUUGUCCCCCGAUGCGUGUAUGCAUGCUGUGCAAAACGAGCGGCUUCCUUUGCGCGUCGUUGUUCAGGUUCUUUUCUUUGAACAAAUGAGAGCCUCAGCAGCAUCAGCUGGUGACAGCACGCCGGAUCUACCGAGUUCAAUUAGGGCCUUACUCCCUGGAGGGGGAUCUCAUGGAAGCUCGAGGUCUACCACGACGAACACUGAGGACGACUGGGAUUCUGUUCCAACUAUUGAAGAAAUAAGGGCGUUAAAAGGGGAGCUCGCCGCUCUGAAGCUAGGAAGUGGGGAUAGAACUGGAAGCGACAGUGCUAGAAACAACCUCGAAAGGGCUGCAGGGAAUAAAAUGAAGGGCAUGCUCAUAUCAAAGAAGAUAUUUUCGAAACUCUGGUCGAACAAAGAGAGGAACGGAGAGAUCAGUAGCUCCGAGACAUCAGAAAGCCCGGGUUCUUCAAAUGCAGAGGAAACGAAGUCGACCCCCUCAAGAAGCCAGAGGCAUUCGAUAUCAUAAUUCUACAAAUGUAGUAAUUGUUAAUUUUUUUGCUGGCAAUCUGUAAAAUUUUUCUCAAAUCUUUUGACAGUUAGAACAAGUAGAAUCCACUGACAUAUUCCACCAUGACAAAGGAGAAUUUGGUCGUAUGCUGUGCAUGUACAAGGUAAGCUCCUACUCCUAGGUCGGGGUCUCUGUUUUUUCUUACAGUUGAAUUCUUGUAAGAAUUGUUGGUCUGUAUGUUUUUGUUUUAUGGGUCGUUCGGUUAUAUUUUUGUUGUACCAUAAAUCAGAACGUAGUGAGGAAUGUCAGAGACUGCUUUAUUGGGAUUUUGGGUGGUGCUGCUGGUCCUCUUCUUUAUGUGACAUUACAAAACAAAAUUCACUCAA
Molecule: messenger RNA, 3701 nt
Organism: Momordica charantia (bitter melon)
Lineage: Eukaryota; Viridiplantae; Streptophyta; Magnoliopsida; Cucurbitales; Cucurbitaceae
Product: phototropic-responsive NPH3 family protein NPY4
Molecular function (GO): protein binding
Source: RefSeq, a predicted model, not a curated record